This is a messenger RNA of Osmerus eperlanus (European smelt), 1295 nucleotides long. RefSeq lists its product as uncharacterized. Gene Ontology annotation, cellular component: nucleus. The record is from RefSeq and is a predicted model, not a curated record. The annotation marks the transcript as partial. Gene Ontology annotation, molecular function: DNA binding; transcription corepressor activity. The transcript is spliced from 7 exons. Gene Ontology annotation, biological process: negative regulation of Notch signaling pathway; positive regulation of neuron differentiation. NCBI's taxonomy places the organism in Eukaryota, Metazoa, Chordata, Actinopteri, Osmeriformes, Osmeridae.
AAUCACACGCAUUCAGUUUUAAGAAACCUUGAUGUCUAAGUAGGACUACCGAAACGAAUACUGUUCAACCACAUGCCACGGUUAUCUGUAGGUUAGAAGCUUUACCCGGGUGCCUUUCUCAGAAUUGACGGGGCUGUUGGGGCACCGAACAGUGUAUUGACCAGCAUGCUGAAGGGGUGGCCAGUGUUUCAGCGCGGAAAGGAGAUAAUGGGAGGAAGAUGAGAAGGAAAACAAUAGCUAAACGCAUUCUCGACCUCGAAUAUGAAGAAGAGGAGGUGGAAGACGCAAAAUAUGAAGACUUUGACAUAACGACAUCUCACAGUCAGCCGCUAUGCCACAGGCUACCGAAGAGGAGAAAGCACACACACCCGUUAAAAGCGAACGGAGAGGAGAGUGCACCGUGCAACACCGUUCUGCAAAAGUUGAACGCAAGGGCACCAGAGCCAGACAGCCCUGCCGGGGAACACAUCGACCAUGGCGACUUAAUAACAGAGGGGUUCGGAGGUCUCCAUUCUCGUUCCAGAGCCGAGCUGGUCGCCAUGGUGCUGAGCAUGCAGAGAGAGAUGGACAGUCUGAGGGAGCAGGUCCGGUGUCUCACAGCUUGUGGUAAACUGGCCCGGAACCUGGAAGCCUUGAUUGAGAGGACAGAGUCCUGGUCUGCCGGGGACAGAAGAACUUCAUCUCCCAGCAUGCCUGAGGUGCUGGUGCGGAGCGCCAUGACCCCCGCGAUGCUGCCGCCUCCGGGGGGGGUCCUGAACGGCCGCUGGGCCAAGCUGGAGGCCCCCCUGAACGGACACCACCCCCAGGAGCGAGGGGCCGAGGUCACCGGACCCCCCCUUUACCAAGAGUUCAUCACAGCAGAGCUUCUGGAACGCUGCAACACGGGCACCACGGCCCAGAAGCUGACCAACGACCUCCUGAGGGGCCUGUACGAGAGGGACUGCCUGGCCUCGCACUCCAUCUCUGGCAUCGUCAACAACAAGAGGGGCCUGCCCAAACCAGCGCUGCCUGCAGACCAGAUCCAGGCCAUCCUCAGGGCAGUGCAGCACUACUUCCCAGGGAAGACCGACUCGGAGAUCAAGGGCUACAUCCGCCAGAAGCUCCAGAACGAGGCCAAGCGUCUCCGCAAGAAGCCCCACCUGGCGGUGAAGGCCGAGCCCGGGGAGGAGGAGGGCCCGGGCGCCUACACUGUAGACACUCAGGCCUGGUCUCGGUCCGCCCGACUUCCCCCGUCACCUUCCAUCCAGGGAGCCUGGGCCCCAGUCGCCGCCCCCGUCCAGGGAGCCUGGGCCCCA